Molecule: messenger RNA, 948 nt
Organism: Dichotomopilus funicola
Lineage: Eukaryota; Fungi; Ascomycota; Sordariomycetes; Sordariales; Chaetomiaceae
Exons: 3
Coding region: 1-948 (315 amino acids)
Source: RefSeq, a predicted model, not a curated record
AUGGAGCAAUUCGAGACUGCCAACGACUGGCCAAGUGAAGAUGCGAGCGACUCUCAGAACUCCGGUUCUUCAUCGGAAGAUGAAGAGGAGCAGACUGGCGAAUCGGAGUUGGGCAUCGUGAUUUCGCCACGCAAGUUCUGGAAACACGUCCUUCACCCUAAGGUGACCGCUGUGACAGCCAACAAGCUGUGGAAGGAAGAAGACACGAAAAUUGUUCUGUCCGUAACCGACCGCAAAACUGCCAGUAUAACAAAGCGAUAUCCAAAACUGGAGGUUGAUUGGAAAUACGUUUCGAAGCAACUCCAGGACUGGGGCAGGUUUGCUGCUGACGGCAAGAAGAUGACCGUCGCGGUGAUAUUCUUCUACCAGAAUGUGGACUCGGCUAAAUCCGGCAGAAGAGGUGUAACAGCCAACCAGCAAGCAGAGUUAGAAGCCAAGACUAUUGGUCUAGAACGAGGCGCGUGUAUUAGGAAGGCGUAUCUCCUUAUGCGUUGUCCCGGGCCGCCGUGUACAAAAGGCUCCGACCACUGCUGGCAGCACGACGGAAAACACUACCCCCUUUGGCCUCAUCACGUCAGGAUGCUUGCCGAACACAUGCGACGCGAUUCGGAUGGCUCAGCCGCCGGCAUCCUGUCCAAUCAAUGCCAUCGAUGUGGGCCCGGAAGCGGCGCCGCACCUAACAUUCCAGCCUCUCCCAACAUUGUGUUCCCAAACUCUCCGCUGGCACGGCUCAACGUACCCAGGGAAGGCGCGGUCAAGGCAUACAGCGCUUGGCACCAGGCCCAAGUUUGCACCGAGGAACAGAAGCAGCAUUAUAACGCAGCUCGAGAGCUGACUCUGGCGCAAUGCUACGAUCUCAACAUGCUUACGAUCAAUAAGCCGAAGAUGUACAGUUUCUUCACUAAGAAGGGAAUACCAGCGGGGGUUGCAUGGCGUUUUGUUUUGUGA